Messenger RNA from Cryptotermes secundus, 1399 nucleotides. Its product is annotated as isoaspartyl peptidase/L-asparaginase. The coding region runs from base 269 to 1189 and encodes 306 amino acids. The record is from RefSeq and is a predicted model, not a curated record. Gene Ontology annotation, molecular function: asparaginase activity. Lineage: Eukaryota; Metazoa; Arthropoda; Insecta; Blattodea; Kalotermitidae. The transcript is spliced from 8 exons.
UGGAGUCAGGGAGUAUGGUAUUUGUUCGAGUAGUGGAGCGAUAUGGAAAAUUUAUCUUUCAGAAUGUUGAGAAAGAGUAUAAUGAGAUAUUGAGUCACUGAAGUGUGGCAUCGGAACUAAUUAUAAGGAUAACCACAAAUUCUGAAUGUAACAUUCUUUAUGUAAACGUGUAUAAACACGGUAAAAGUACAAAAUUUUGAUAUUGUGUGCAUUUAACAAAGCCUGAGUUUGUGCUGGUGAAGAUCGCGAACAGAAAUAGUAUAAAGUAAUGGUUGAGCCUGUGGUGUUAGUUCAUGGGGGUGCAGGAAACAUCUCCAUUAAUAGAGUUGAGCCAAAACUGGUUGGUGUUUGCACGGCUGCCAGGAGGGGAUACAAAGUACUAAUCAGUGGGGGGUCCGUUAUUGAUGCUGUACAGUCAGCUGUUCAAUAUAUGGAGGAUGAUGAAGCUUUUAAUGCAGGAUAUGGUUCUGUUUUGAAUGUUGAUGGUGAAGUAGAGAUGGAUGCAAUUAUUAUGGAAGGGAGAGAACUGAAAACAGGCUCAGUAGGUGCUAUAAAAAAUGUGGCUCAUCCUGUGGAUGUGGCUCGCCUGGUGAUGGAGAAGACACCUCAUGUUAUGCUGGUUGGUGAAGGGGCAAAGCAAUUUGCCAGUGAACAAGGGGUUCCUGAUGUGCCCAUUGGGCAGUUGGUUACCAAAUUUGCUAAAGAGUCUCUUGAGAAGAGAAAGGCUGGGAGCGUAUCUACCACAACAGAGCUGGGUGGUGUGGGUACUGUAGGAGCAGUGGCUGUGGAUGCACAAGGUCAUGUUGCUGUGGCAACUUCAACUGGUGGUAUUAAUGGCAAACUGGUGGGUCGUGUAGGAGACACACCUGUACCAGGUUGUGGAGGCUAUGCUGAUGAUAAUAUUGGAGCUGUAUCAACUACAGGUCAUGGAGAAUCUAUCAUGAAAUUUUGUUUAGCACGUACCAUUUUAACAUUCAUGGAACAAGGUAAAUCUGCAAGUGAGGCAACACUAGAUGGUUGUACAGCAAUGACAAGAAGAGUUGGAAAUACUGCAGGGGCCAUCACAGUAUCAAAUAGAGGGGACAUUGGCAUUGGUUUCACGUCAGAACGGAUGGCAUGGGCUUACCAGGAGGGAGGGAAGGUGUACUCUGGAAUUAAUAAAGAAGACAAAUUCUGUGAAGAUGCAUAACAUAGCUCAAAAGAUAUAUGUGGUGACUGAAACCCAUGAAACAAAGGGCCACAUCAGUAUGGCACAUGGAAAAGACAGUUUGAAUGUUGUACAUCAGGCAUGUCCAACGAGUCAAUCGACCAGUCGAUCACGGGAUGAUUCUUGGUCGAUCUCAUAGGCCUAUAAGGAAAUAAUACUUGAAAAGCAUGUAAAUUCACUUGUAAUAUUGUA